Plasmodium gonderi is the source of this 5397-nucleotide messenger RNA. Its product is annotated as histone deacetylase. NCBI's taxonomy places the organism in Eukaryota, Apicomplexa, Aconoidasida, Haemosporida, Plasmodiidae. The record is from RefSeq and is a predicted model, not a curated record. The coding region runs from base 1 to 5397 and encodes 1798 amino acids. The transcript has 2 exons.
AUGAAAAUUAAAAAGGAGAAAAGAAACACAAGAUACGAAUAUGAGUUGGAUAAGAUGAAAAAGAAGAAGAAGGAUAAUUUGUUAAUAUUAAACAUUAUUAAUAACAAAAUAAAUUAUAUUUGUUAUAUUUUAAAAAGUGAUUACAGAGGUAUGAUUAAUGAUGUCAAUUAUGAAUAUAAGCAUUCGUUAGAAAUAUGUUUUUAUUAUUGCAAAUCGUAUAUAACUUUUUUAAUUUUAUAUUAUCCAUAUAUUCACAACUACAUAAAUUGCUUGCGAAAUAACAAUUUGAGAAUUUACAAAAAUUUAUACAAGUUCAUGUUAAAUUUACCCAAUAAUUUUUGUUCGCUUCUGUUUAAAUUGAAGAUAAUAGAUGAAUUGAAAAAAAAGUAUACUCUCAAUUCUAGUAAUGAAUAUUACAAGAACAAUAUUUUAAGCAGCGAUGUAGCGGAUUUAGAAAAUUCAUGUUCUCCUGCGUCAACUCUUGUCCAACUGAACAGGGCAAAUUUUUUCGAUUUCUUCUCAAAAGAAAAUUUUAUAAAAAUUUUAUUUUCUCGAAUUUAUAUAAAGAAAUACCAUAGAAGGAUUUUUAGAAUUUUGAAAAUUGUUAUAUUUUAUCAUUCCCUGCCAUUAUUUAACUUUUCUCCCAAAUUUUUCGAAAUAUAUCACAACAAAAGAUCGAGGGGGAAGCGGAGAAAUAGGAAAAAAAGGGAUAAAGGACAUGAACAGAAAGUAGGAGAACGGGCAGAAAGACAGGCAGAAGGACAGGCAGAAAGACAGGCAGAAGGACAGGCAGAAGGACAGGCAGAAAGACAGGCAGAAGGACAGGCAGAAGGACAGGCAGAAGGACAGGUAGAAGGACAGGCAGAAAGACAGGCAGAAGGACAGGCAGAAGGACAGGCAGAAGGACAGGCAGAAGGACAGGACAAAGGGGGGAUCAAUGCGAAAAACAUGCACCAUGGCGAGAACUCCCGAAUGAGAAAGGGCGACCAGAGAGGCAUAGGCGCAAGGAAGAAAAAGGAAUUCAAAGUGUUUUCCCUCAAACAUGUACAAUUUAAAAAAAACGAACAUUUCAGGAACCCCCCUUUCAAAAUGCUAUACUUUAGAACCCCGUUUUUUAAUCAUGUAGUCGUGCCCACAAUAUAUAUAAACGAUUAUUACAGGAAUACAAAAGUGUUAAUUAAAAAAAAAUAUGUAAAAGUGAAAAAAAAAAAAAAAAAAAAAAAAAAAAAGGGACAAGAAGAGGAAGCGGGAGAGAAAGUGGAAAAAGAAGAGGAUGAUACAGUUCUGUCAGAGAGCAGUGGAAGCGUAAGCACUGAACAGAGCUUAAGUUGUCUGAGCGACUCAGAAGAAGAAAAAGAAGUAGAAGAAUUUCUGAAUGAGAAAAUAGAUUCCUUCCAUGAGGAAGAUGAUACGAUUGGAAAACAUUGUGAUGCUACUGAUACUUACCAUAGGUGGCACUGUCAGGAGAGAACAUAUGAACACCAUGGUAAUAACGAUUUUCCAUUUUCUAUUGCAAAAAAUGAUUAUGUAGAUGUGGCAAAGGGGGAAGGAGAGGACUGUUCUUGUCAUGAUGAUUCCAUUACGAAGAAUAGUACUAGCAGUGGAAAUCCAUGUAUGAAAGAAAACUUUCUUGAAUUUGUGCGAUAUCAUAGGAGACAAAAUAAAUCACAAAAGGUAUUGGAAACAUUAUAUGGAAAUUACGUCCUGCAAGAUAUACAAAAAUAUCUGAAACAAGAGAAGAACAGAUUUAUGAAAGGAAAAAAAAAAAAAUAUAUAUAUAUACAUGAGACGUGGAAGGAAAUAAUAAACUUUGACGAAACGGAUGAUAAUAAUAAUACGCUUAUACAUAAAGCUUGUUUAGUUUCAAAUGUAAAUAUUAUUUUUUUGCUUUUAAGUUUAAAUGUUAAUCUGUUAAUAUAUAAUGAUAAAUCAGAAUUGCCUGUACACUGCACACUUUACAAUUGUGAUUUAUAUAUUUUUCUCUUGCUACUUCAUAAUACCGUCGAAUAUAUGUUUUUUUUUUAUGUAAAUUUGUAUAAAGAGUGUAAUAGGAAGAAAAAAAAAAAAAAAACUUGUAAAAAUGAAAUACAGAAAAAUAUUAUUUCAAAUGAUCAGGUCCCUCUGAAUACAGAAACGAAGAAAGAGAACAUCCAAGAUGAAAUUUUUAACUCGAAGCAUCAUCUUGAGGAAAAGACACAAAUGAAACACAUUAAAAUGGAAGAAGGAACUCCCAACUUCUGCAACAAGGUGGAUAGAAAAUAUCACAUGAAAUCACAAUUGGAUGAAAGGAAUAAAAAAAGUAAUACAAAUAUAAUGAAUAAUACCUUUCCAAGCAUUACCUCCAAAGGGAAAGCAAAUAAAUUCUAUACAAAAUAUAUAAGGAGGGAUUUUUUUUAUCAUAAAAAAAUUAACAUAUAUUUUUUGACGAACGUUGUUAAAUUGUAUUUAAGUAUAAUUUUGAAAAUUAUAGAAUUAGGGAAUUUUGAAUUUUUAAAAAUUCUUUUUAAUUAUAAUAAACAUAUUUUUUGUUACAUUUUACAUAAAAGGCAUAUGUUUUACUUCCUCUGUUCAUUUGCAUGCAUGUACAAUUGCAUGAAUGUAUUUAUGAAGCACUGUGAUUGGUUAAUGACGACCAACAAAUUUGAACAGUGUAGGGAGAAAAGUAAAAAGAGAAAGGGCGAAGAUUUAAUUUAUGGUGAAAAAAAUUCCUUCACUGUGAGAAAAAACAGGAAAUGGACGAACACGGAAAUUAGUUCAUCUUAUGAUACCUCACGUGAUGAAGCAGCUACUGCACUAUAUAAUACCUCACGUGAGGAAGAACAGAUAACAACGGGAGAAGUAAAAAGCGUUGAUCAUAAUGUUAGAAAAGCUCAAAUAAAUUCUGUACUAGGGAAAAGUGUGAAGGAUUACAUGAUAAAGAAAAAAAUGGACAAGCACAAUGGGAUCGAAGUAUUUUACUCAAAGGAAUGUGCUAAACAUAUUUUCGUCCCUGAACCGAGUGAUUACCCUUAUUUGAGAAACAAAAUUAAGAUAAAUAUUCCUGAGAACUCGAGCAGGUUAGAUGUGCUGAUAUCCAAUAAACAUGGUAUAUUGAAAAUGAAUACCUUUGUAAAUUUAAAAUUAAAAAGGAUUGAAAGAAAAGCUACUGCAAAUGAUAUUUUAAGAGUUCAUGAUAUUUCUUAUUUGAAAAUGCUUCUGAGAAGAAUAAAAAGGUGCAAUUGGGACGAUGAGUUUGAUGGUACUGAUAUAUGUGACAAUUUCUUAGAACACACCAAAAGGUUCAAGAAAAAUUACCUAACAAUAUCAUCAUCAGAUUAUUAUAAUAGAGACAAUAAUUUUAGAGUUUCAGAUCAUAUGGAGGCCUUAAAAAGAAGCCAAAUCAUCAGUUCCCUUUGUGAAGAAGGAACUAGCGAAGACAUGGAAUUUUCAAAUGAAAUAAAUACCAAACGGUUCAAUUUUGAAGGUUUCUGUGAGCAGAAUAAUAAAGCGUUUGCAGAUAUAGAUGAUUUAAGCAAAACAUCCAAAUUAGGAGAGUUAGGAAUGUCCAACCUGGGCAAUAAUGCAGUGACAAAAGAGAAACAUCAGGGGGUUAUGAUACAAAGCAAAAAAUGGAGUUACGGAAGUAUCGGAAGGGAAAAAAUAGACAAAUUAAUUUUAUUGGACAAUGAUACAUUUGUUAAUAAGCAUUCGUUUAACUGUGCACUGAAUGCUAGUGGAGUAGUAUUAAAAGCAGUUGAUUAUAUUUAUAGAAAUAAAAAAAAAAAAAAAAAAAAAAUUUUCUGUGUUGUAAGACCUCCAGGUCAUCACCUUGGAACAUAUGGUGCAGCUCAAUUUAAUUUAACAGAUGAAGACAGAGCAGCAGGAAGUCAAGGAUUUUGCCUACUGAAUAAUAUAGCCAUAGGAAUAUCAUAUGCAAAGUAUAAAUAUGAACAUUUUCAACGUAUCGCUAUUAUCGAUUUUGAUAUUCAUCAUGGAAAUGGCACAGAACAAAUUAUAAGAAAUAUAGGAUUAAAGAAAAUUCGAAUUAAUGAUUAUGUUGAUAUAUAUAGUUGGAAAGGUUGGAAGGACAAGAAUGAUAGGAAGAAUAUUUUCUUUAGUUCUAUUCAUGCAUUUGAUGGAUAUUUUUAUCCAGGAACAGGUAGCGAUACGGUGGAACUAGAACCAUAUAUUAUUAAUGUGACUUUAAAGAAAAAUAUGAAUGAACAGAAUUUUUUACAAUUAUUUCAUGAUAAUAUAUUGAUACAUUUAUUUCAUUUUCGUCCAAAUUUGUUAUUUUUAUCUGCUGGUUUCGAUGGCCACAAAUUAGAUUUUGUAAAUAAUGGAUUUGUAAAGAAAAAUACAUCUACCUAUUUUUAUUUGACAAAUUUAAUUAUAUCCUUACAAAAUAGAUUACGAUUUCCAAUCAUAAGUGUACUUGAGGGGGGAUAUAAUACUUCAAAUGAUAUGGCAUCUGUUUUUAGCUUAUCAGUAUUGGAACACCUCAUAUCAUUCUAUUACAGUGACAUUACAUUUGUAUCAAAAAAAAAAAAAAGACUAGCAAAGAACCAUUUUCAUGAUACAGGAAAGAAAAAUUACGCACAAAAAAAUAUUUCUCACAUGGUGAAUAAAAGCUAUCAGAAUGAUACAGAUCAUGAUCAUGAUCAUAAGGAUGAUGGUUAUGAAAAAAUGGAUCCAUCACAUGGAGAAAACAUAUCCAGAAUUAAUGACGUAGAAUGUGAAAACUUUUUGCACAAAAGUGAGGGAAAGACUCGUGUGAUUAGGAGCAGCCACACGAUGAGAGAAAAUUGUAGUGAUUAUUGCACACCCGAAAGUGGACACAGGCAUCUCAUCAUCGGGGGGAAAAGAAAGGGGAAUAUAACAACUAAAAAGAAAAAGGAAAGACAAAGACACUCCAUUCUUAAAUUUCCACACAUAUGUUUAGGAAAAAGUAAAAUAAAUAUUAUGUUUAAAAAAUAUUUCACAAUUUUUAAGGAGAAGACAAGGGAAACUGAAAAUUUGAAUUUAACAAAAUGUGUAAAAGAUUAUGAAAAUUAUUUGAAAGAAUUUGACAGGAAGCAAAAUGAAAUAAAAAAAAAAGUGAAUUCAUUUCUAAUUAAACAUAAAGAACAAUUUGAUAUUCUUCUUUACCAAAAAAGGGUUUUACAUUUUUGCAAACUCAAGGAUAUUAAACUUCCAUUUGAUGCCUACUUUUACGAAGUUAUGAAACAUUUUAAAAUUUACUUGAACAAAAAUGAAUUCACCAAAUUUGAAGCCAACACUUUGACAAUAAAUUCGCAAAAAUAUUUUUCUCUGUUAAACAAACCAUCCGAUUUGCACCAUUCUGAGUAUGUCUACAUUCAAAGAUACCCUGACACAACCUUUGAAAUAAGCAAUUUGUGGGAACCCAGCCAGAGUUAA